Molecule: messenger RNA, 2126 nt
Organism: Hippocampus zosterae (dwarf seahorse)
Lineage: Eukaryota; Metazoa; Chordata; Actinopteri; Syngnathiformes; Syngnathidae
Product: UPF0500 protein C1orf216 homolog
Exons: 2
Coding region: 128-1126 (332 amino acids)
Source: RefSeq, a predicted model, not a curated record
GAGGAUCGACAACACCGCGUCGGAGGAGGGGGGGGGGGAACGUUGGGAAAAACGCAGCGUCGGUCCAGCCUCCCACGUCCAACGAGCAGCGAACCCGCAACGAAGUGAGAAUCAGUCCAGAUCGGGAAUGCUUCAUCAGGAUCAGCCUCUGGCCUACAGAGGUCAAAACACAAAUCGCUCCUCUUCCUCAGUGUCAAGGAGGAAAUAUGAUCAAGAUGCCAACCAUAAUUUCCUGACGAGCAAUGGAAGAGGAAGAGGCGAUGAAAAUCAAAACCUGCAUCGCCCUAGUAAACUGGGCCCUCUGGGCCCCGACCUGAAAUCCUCCCCAAGCAACUCCGGCAUCCUAUCACCUCGCUCCCGCCUGCCCUACUGGAGCACGCUGGAGCCCCUUCAGGAAAUCGAAUACGCUGAUGACGGCUAUGGCCGAGUGCCUCCCGAUGGAGCUGAGGAAAAGAGGAUGGAGGAAGAGGAGGGACAGAUGAUGACCAAGCACAGGGAGAAGAUGGAGUUCCAGAGGAGGAAAAGCAGCAACCGAAGCAGGGAUGACCCGGAGGAGAUGAUGAAGCUUGAAAAUGACGACGAGUGGGGGGACAGCGGCUCGGACUCGGACUCUGGCGGGAGCAUGUCCUCCAUCCGAUUGGAGAAGGGAAGCAACUGGUUGUCGACGGGAGGCUUGGAACGGAUGGCGUUUGGGGAACAGAAGUUGAGCCGCCACGACAGCGAGCCGACCAGAAGUAGAGAGUCAUCGGGAAAACGGAGAAGCUUAGGCCGCAAUUCCAUAUCGGGAAGUCACAUGGAAGACCUCCCGGAGGAAGGAGCGGAGGAGGGGCAUGACCAGUCAUCGGAUUCUGAUGGCGAGCUUCCCGAAAUGAUGGAUGCCGUGUGGACUCUGCGGGACCGCGAGAGGUUCAAGGCUCAGGAGAUGGAGAAGCAUCAGGUGCAGCUGACCAUGUACCGGCGCCUGGCUCUGAUCCGUUGGCUGCGCACCCUGCAAGGACGCGUGGAGGAGCAACAGAAUCGCCUGCAGUCCAGCUUUGAUAUCAUCCUCACGCACAGGAAGGAACUGUUGCGCAUGGGUGCCGCCGUGGUCAACGCCCCGCCGCCCGCCGCCGUGGGACAGUCAUAGGAGCGGAAACGAGGAACAAUGAAAGCGAUGUUAAUUUCAUCUGAGAUAAAAAGGAAGAAAAAAAAACAUCUGUUCACAAGAGAUGUAUUAGCAAGGCAAAGCAACGGGAAGCGCUCUGAGUUAUUGACAUCGGGCAAUUUCAUCCAGUUAGAAGCCGGGAGCAAGUAAAUACGUCCAUUUUUAAUUUCAUGUUAUUUUUUUAUUUUUUUUGUGGAAAAGGUCACCCUUUCGGAAACUCAAUCUGAUGGGUCCAAAUAAUUAACCCAACUUUGGGUAAAAUUAACCCAAUCUGCUCAAAGUCCAGAGCUACCCAGCAACCUUUUUUUUUUUUUGGUGCGGGGGGGGGGGGGGGAUAGUAACUAGGGGAGUUCCUCUUUUAUCAUUUGAAUAUAAACUGCAAAGGAAAAGCAUCAAAUCUGCGAAUAUGUAUCCGAAUUUGCACACUGUGAUGUCAUGUCAAGGUGACAACCCCCCCCCCCCCCCUCCUCCCAUCCCAAAAAAAUGUAUUUCCCUUUUACUUGCACUUUGAAAAUGAAGUUAGAAUCUGUCGAAAUGGAUUAUAUAUAUAUCCUUUUUUUUUAAUAUAUUUGUUCAGAUUCACCAAAAUUUAUUUAUCCCUGUGGGGCAAUUAGAGUGCGUGUUUAAGAUCUCAGUUUAACCGAGAAAUUAUUACAAUCUAGAGUCUCAUAUAUUCAGUAUAUUUUCUGUUUGUUUGCUUGUUUUGUUUUUGUUUUACAUGUUUUGUGACUGGAAUGAUCGAAAAUCUUGUUGGUGACUUUCUGACCGACUGGAGUCUAUAUCUACCAUAGUAAACCUUAAAAGUAGUAAAAGGAAUGAUGUUUAUUUUUAAAAAAAACAAAAUUAAAAAAUGAAGAAUGAAAAAGCCUCAUUGCGGGAUUCGUGUAACUCAAGUCUUUGAUUGUGGCCAACAUCUCAGAAUCGUGUUGUGAUCCUCUGUAUAAAGACGGUUAAACAAAUGUCAAUAAAGAUAUCAAAAUAG